GUGACAACUGGCCACUUUUCUUUCAUGAAGGAGACUGGAUCACUGAGACCUUCACAUAAGACCUGAACCCAGCUGUAGACCAGAUUUCCAGAUGAGGAAACUGAAAUUGAGAAAGGUUAAGUGAUUUACCCAGGAUCACACAGUUAAUAUCUUCAAGAGUCAAACCAUGUCUUCCUGAGUCCAAGAUCACCAUUCUAUGUGCUGUGGCACCUAGCUGCUAUUUUAGGGCUACAACAGCUGUGAAGACCGUGGAACAUGCCCUCCAUGUUUAAGAAAAUGGCCACCUCCCUUGUCAAUGAGGUGGGCAAGAAGAAUUUGAAACCUGUCAGCAACCUGAGCUGUUCCCACAGAUUCCGACCUUUCUGCCUACUGAGAAAGAAAUAUAAAAAGAACAAGUUCACUUGCACUGAAUUCUCCCUCAUGGACAUUCUGGAACCACACUUCCCAGUCCCAGAAGUGAAUCAGGAAAAUCAUUUCGAGUUCUGGAAGAAAGUAUAUGGGAGGUUGGGGGGUGCUGUGCUUCUGGAUAUGAAAAAGAAAAUAAAUAUGAAAAUGGGUGUGUCUGCUGGGGCUGAGAAGUCAGAUGGCUCUUUUCUGGAAUUGCAGAUACUUACUGUCUCCUAUCAAACAUGGAGAACUCUACAGAUGGAAAGGAAAAUGGUGACACCAGAACCCUCUUUCAUUGGGGAACUACGGAGCCAAGGAGAAGACCUAUAUGUUGUGAUAGAGGCCAUAGAACUCCUGAAUAAUCCUGUGCUGGGAAGGAACAUCUCUUUGGAGGGUGCUGGAACUAUUUCCAUCCCUGAUAUAGUGAAUGUCAAGGGUCAGAGUCAUGGGUCCAGAGGAAAACAAAAGUUAAUGACUAUCCCUCCACACAGUAUCCUGGCUUACAGAGCUGCAAAGCUGAGUAUCUCAGAGAACAGUUGGGAAAUUCUCUACUUCCUUGAUGAGAAGCAAAAAACUUUCCAAAACAGGAGAGGUAUGAGGCAGGAAUUGCAUGUUCAGCCUGGCCAAUGUGUGGAGAACCAAGAGGAAUCUGGAAUUGCUAUGUCAUGUGAUUCAGAGGAUGAAUCCACAUUGGAUGAGGAGUUUUUGAGUUUGAGACUAGGAUUUGAAACAUCUGCCAUGUCUAUGGAAAAAAUAAAAGUACAGUAGGGCCUCCAUAUCCACUGGGAAUAUGUUCUAAGACUUACCAUGGAUAUCUGAAACCACAGCUAUAAGCAAACACUGGCUGACCUAAUAAUGAUUUUUUUAUAAAUAGAUAUGUAUGAUAAAGUUCAAUUCAUAAAUUAAACAUACAUAAAUACAUUGUGUUAAAUACAUUAAUAAAAAAACACAUUGUACCUUAUUAUACAGUGGUCCCCCUGUGAUUUUUUUGGGGGGUGGACCUCACACUCCUUAGAUGGAGAAAUGAGGGUUGAAGGCAGUGAGGAAAGGAUUGAUGAAAAUGGCUUUCCUCACUACUCCCUCCCAGAGUCCCUCAGUUACUUGAGGGAGACAAAAUGGGGAUCUCCCCUUGGUGAAGGCUUGCCCCUUGAUGGGUGCGCUGGCCCUCAAGGGCGGUGGUGAUGUCUUCUCUACAAGGAGAGGUAUAUGGGACUUCAAUCUGGAUAUGCACUGCUUUGAGGUGCUCACAAGCUUCCCCAUUGUGUCUUCUUGAAAACUGGCAACAAGAUGGAGUCUGCCAAUGGGCUUACUCUCUAAAUAUAAAUAAAUAAAAUUG
This is a messenger RNA of Monodelphis domestica (gray short-tailed opossum), 1723 nucleotides long. The record is from RefSeq and is a predicted model, not a curated record. NCBI's taxonomy places the organism in Eukaryota, Metazoa, Chordata, Mammalia, Didelphimorphia, Didelphidae.